Messenger RNA from Trichomonas vaginalis G3, 942 nucleotides. RefSeq names its product RNA processing. Gene Ontology annotation, molecular function: nucleic acid binding. The record is from RefSeq and is a predicted model, not a curated record. The transcript has a single exon. The coding region runs from base 1 to 942 and encodes 313 amino acids. Lineage: Eukaryota; Parabasalia; Trichomonadida; Trichomonadidae.
AUGUCUUUCGAAGUAUUUGCGACUAAAAUCCCUCUAGAAGCAUCUUUUAUUGAUAUCAUCAGAGCACUUGAACCAUUAGCCAAGAUCAAACAUAUCACAUUAAUUAAGAAGAAAGAAGAUCCAGAAAAAGGAGAUAAACAAACACAAUCUGCUUUUCUCGAGUAUUACACUGAAGAAGAUGCUGCCAAAGUACUUGAAUACGGUAAUUCAGAUCAUCAUGGUAAACUCGUUUCAGAACAAAUGCUUAGUGAUAAAAUUGUCAGAAUUUGCGACGAACCAAUUCUUAUUUUACCAUUUAAAGAGCGCCAAGAAAUUCUCGACCGUAUGGAAAAGAAAGACAAGCGUAAUCUUCACUUAAUGUGGGAAGGACAUAUUAAACCAGGAGACGCAGCAGCUGAAGGCGUUUCCGACGCUGAUAUGGCUAAGAGAAAGCGUCUCUUCGAAACAAAGCAAAAGAAACUCGCAGAUACAAACUAUUCCAUUGUUCCUACAAGAUUAUGCGUAAUGAACGUUCCAGAUGGCAUCAAUGCUGGUCGUGUACGCAAGAUCUUCGCUGUUGCCUCACAGCGCUACUCCAGAAAUCACAAAGAUGACCCAAUGUGUAGAAAAGCAAUGAAAUCUCCAGUUAGAAUUACAGAAGUACGUAAGAUCGAAGACCAGAAGGGUCUUUUCUUCGUAGAAUUCUCCCAACAUGAGCACACAUUGUGUGCAUUGCGCCAGGUUAAUAAUAAUCCAGAAUAUUUCCCAGGAGUUAGAUUAAUUGUCGAAUUUGCUGUUACAAGUUCAUUUGCUACAAACCAAAGACGCGUAAAACAAGAGAAAAGAAGACAGGCUCGGCUUCAGCGCGUUCAAAAUAAAGAAAAGAAACAUCACUUCCAAUUUGACGAACCUGAUGAGAAUCCAGACUCAGAUGUUUCCGAUGAAAUACCUACAUUAGAUUAA